Molecule: messenger RNA, 4441 nt
Organism: Sinocyclocheilus anshuiensis
Lineage: Eukaryota; Metazoa; Chordata; Actinopteri; Cypriniformes; Cyprinidae
Product: KAT8 regulatory NSL complex subunit 1-like
Exons: 13
Coding region: 222-3431 (1069 amino acids)
Cellular component (GO): NSL complex
Molecular function (GO): histone acetyltransferase binding
Source: RefSeq, a predicted model, not a curated record
CGUAAAAUGUGAACUAGUUUUUGAAAUACCCCUAAUUCUUUACUGAAGGACGGGCCAGUGAAUGGCGCAUGCUCAGUGCGAAUAGGGAGUGUUGGAGACAGCCAACAGUGCAGGGAAAGGCAAGGCGGUGAAAAGAGAAGCCCGUCUUCCUUUCGAAAAGGGAAAAAGACGUUAACGGAGCUUCGUUGUAUGUCACAACCGGCCAUGCCAACGACACAGCGAUGUAUUAUUACGGCAAUCGGAAUAAAAUGAGCGCUAGUGCAGCCGGGCCUGGAGUGGAGAGUUGUGGGGCCGGGUGUCCGCAUAGCGCCAGCCGCUGCUGCGGGGGAGGAGGCUGCGGUGAGCCCGUCAGCGGUGACGGAAGCUCGGCCGCUGCGGCUACAGCCACCAGCGCUGCCCCAGUGCGGAGCUCAGACAGGGAGAACAGCGUAGCAGAGGCCCAGGCGUUCCGCGAAUGGGACGAUGCCACCUCCGGCGAUGCGGAUCCGGCCCAGAAAAUGAACGAGGAGGGAUUUUUUACGAACGGCGCUGCUGAUAUCACACGGGAGGGAGACGAAUGCGCGGAUUCGGGGGAAUACAGCGGAGGACGCGGGCGUUUUUGUAGACAAAGCACUGGAGCAGGCGAGGAUAACACCAUUAAUAUUGAUCACGAAGGAGCUGGCUUGCGGUGUUUCAUGAGCGCUAAGACAAGAAGGGACGAGCGUAGAGCGAGCGCGAGACUGCCGCCGGUGCGCAUCGCGAGAGCCCGACGAGGACACACGGCUCACGCCGAGACCGAGCGCGCGAUGUCGACAGUCGCUGCAAGGUGUGGUCACGGAAAUUCCGAGCCCGCGGUCAUCAAGCGCCGGGGAUGCAGUUUCACCCGAGCCUCCAAGAGGGUGUGUUUCUCGGGCAAGUACUGCGGCAGCUCGGACGCCGCGGCCCGCGUUGGUUCCAAUGGUGAAGCUCACGUGAAGAGCUCCGCGAGCACUGCCGAGACUUUCAGGCGCACGUCCUUACGUCGUAUCCACUGCGAAAACAGGACCGGGGCCCAAAAAAUUAAUUUCGCAACGUGCCCGCCUGAUGAAAGUGCCCAGCUGCCCACAUGCAGGACAGCGAAGGGGCGCGUCAGACUGUACAGGGUGCGCUCCUUUCUUUCCAGCUCUGCCCACUAUAACAACGGGGUCAGCAGAAAUGGUGCCCCUCACAAUAGCCUUUCACUGCAAUCCUCCCUCCAAGCCGAGCCCGACCUACGUGAUUGCGUAAAAAAGCCCCUGUGUGCCCUCUCCAUCACUUCUUCUCAGUCUGAGAGUGGGCCUCCUAACGGGACAGAGCCAGAGCCACAGAAGUGUGACCGUACAAGUAUGGGCAUUGAUGCACAUGGGACUGAGGGCCCCAGCACGGAGCAAAUAGAGGCGGUGAGGGGUGAAGCCGAGCGCAGGCAGGCAGAGCUGGAGGGUCGUACCGACCACCUCUGGCGGCGCCUGCAGGCCAUACAGGUGAAGCAGGUGGAGAGGCAUGUCAUGCAGCAGCUGCAUGGCCUACACAGGUGCCUGGGGUUGAGCUGCACCAGAAGGCCCAGUGCUGUGUCCAGAAACUCAGCCGAGCUGAGCAGGCUGGCGUGCAGCUGCAGCGAGAUCCUCCGGACUGCAGAGAGCACCCUGGACUCGGACCACACGGCCAGCAGCUCAGGAGGUGACAGUGUCAGUGAGGAAGAUGAGGGAUUGGAGAGAGGGGGACGUCGUUUUAGACCGCUGCCAAUAAAAUCAAUUGUCACUGGCAAAGAAUGGCAGUGGGCGGAGAGCAGGGCGUGGCUUGGCAGCAGGUGGGUGUGGCUGCAGACUCAAGUAUCAGAACUUGAGUAUCGGAUCCGUGCGCUGACAGAGCUUUACACGCAUCUUCGACAGGGAAAGGUUCGGUCCACUUGCUCUGUCCCUGACACACCCCUCAGAGCAUCAAACCCCUCCUCUGCAUCACACAACUACAAGUUGUCCUCUGCUGGUGAUCCUAGCAGGAAGUGGCAGACAGAAGACACCACCACUCCACAAACCGUGCCCAGUCCUCCACCUUCUGCCGCACGGGUUCGACCGUUACUCCGGCAACGACGUCACAGACUCGUUCGCCUGGAAGAUUGCACAGCACUGGGGUCAAAGACAGUUUCGUUACAGUGCUGGUGUGAACCACCGGCUGUGUGUGUGUUAUGUAGUGGUGCUACUUCUCGCUCCCCCUCAAACAAGCGUCUGUGGAUGCGUCAGACCUGGCUCGAUAUGUCCAUUCACCCUGUCCUCUCAAUGCCAUCAGAUUCACUCCUUGCACUGCAUUGUGGGAUACGCCCGCUGGCCGGGCACCACUCUCAUAAUUCACUACAGUGGACAGACAUGUCAUCGGCGUCCUCUUGGCCAGGGAGACGGGGCCAGGGACGAGUUGGGAGAGUGAGAAGGAGACUAGUUUGUCCUCAUCCGCCCAACGCACUGCCUCCUUUAUUUAACACACCUGGUGGUUCUGGGUGCAGAAGUCAGAGGGGUGUGAUUAUUCCCAACUGUCUUCAUCCACGAGCUCCAGAUUUACCCAUUCUGCCGUCAACACCCCCAACGACAGACACACCCACUCAGCCUUUGCGAAGGAGGAGAGCAGAAUGCUCAUUUGACAUCGACAACCUGGUGAUGCCUUUGGGCUUGGCUGGACUAGGAGCAUGUGUACAAAGAUUACAAUACAAGGAAAUUAUCACCCCAAGCUGGAGGGAGCUGGACUCUCUCUCAGGGCUCUCUAAAAACCAGGAAGGGGCACAUGCCCUGUUGUUCAAUUACAAUAACACACAGUACCAGCCCAAUGGAGAAGGGCUAGACAAUGAGGAGGAAGAGGUGGAGGAUCUCUCUGACGCUGUGUUUCUGAGCCGCCAUGCAGUUUGUGAGAGCAGAGAGAGGAGUCGGUGGGGGAGCUGGGCUCGCAGACGUCGCCGGGGCAGAUCUUCUUCCUCCUACCAUGGGGAUGGGAAGAGCUCCAGGGGAUUGGAGCAGACACCUGGCUCUCCAGAUUCCAGGCAAAGUCAUUUUGCAGAAGGAGACAUCUCGCCAUGCAGUCCCUUCUGUACUGGAACGGAGGAUCCCUUCAGCCAGGCUGAGGAUGAACAGCAGGCUGCGCUGCCAUGGGAAUGCCGGUCGUUCCCCUUGCAGGAGUCAGAACUUCAGUGGCUGCAGGAGGAGGAAGAGGCGGAGCCCGACGAGGACCCGUGCACCGCCAGCGGCCGCAGCCAAAGCACGGACUCGGGCAUCUCUGUGGGCAGCCUGGAGCUCUCCCCGAGGACCCCUCAGCCCCCUCAGCAGCACUCAGGCACAGAGCGAGCCACCCCUCACACACUGUCCUGCAAACCAGCCACCCCGACGACAGUCUCUACAGCUCAGGAUUCUCCCACACUUCCUCUUUCCUUAUACUCAUCCUCUCCUUUAUCAUAGCGCAUCAUUUGUCCAACUGUUUUUUCUGCGCUAGUAUGAAAACAAAACCACAGGUCCCAAUGCCAUUGACCCUGUCCACCCAUUUAUCUAACCACAAGCACCUUGUGUCCUUACAUCCUGUGCCCUUUCCCUGAACCUUCUGGAGCCUUACAUAAAACCACAGAGCCUAUUAUUUAUAAUCUUCCCUCAAACCUUCACUCAUUCGCCCAAUAACAAGUGCAUCUUCACCAACAGCCCAGUUUGGCCAUUAAGCAUCUCUGGUCCUUCCUUAUACAUCCUUUCAACUCUGCUUCACCAGCCUGCCCCCGAUACAGCUGCCGUUCAAUCUGAUGUUACUGUAAUGAACAGAUGGUGUCUGUUAUUCCGUUGUUUAUUAAUUUUUUGGACCUGUCUAAAGCUUUUUCUCCAGCUAUGUCAGUCAGUCAUUUUGUGUUUUAGUUAAAUCCUUGUUUAAAGCUCUAUGCUGUUUUCACAGAUAACGAUGUUACGCCAACAUGAGAUGAACCCAAUUUGAAAACUCUUGGUUAUUGAUCUCCAUAUAAAGGCACUACAUAUUACCCUCAUAUUCUGUGACCUUAUUCAUGUGUUGUAUUGUAUGUAUUCCGCAGAGAUGUAUGCAUACUGCCGAAGAAUCAUAGCAUUUCAAGUCUGUUUCAUGCUCUCUGGGAUGCUACAUGUGUCUUUCCUUUUGAGCUCAACACAAGAAGUAUUUUUUUAUUAUUAUUAUUUACAUAUGACAUGCUAUGCGUGUGUGUGUGUGUGUGUGUGUGUGUGUGUGUAUUAUGUUAAAGGAAGAGUGAUAGUUCUUGUGUUAAUCAGAGAGUGUGUAUGUGUGUGUGAUUUAGACAGGUCUGCUGUACUGCUGCAUUAGGGGGUAGCGUUGAAUAAAAACAUCAUUUUGUAGGAACACAACAAAACUAAGUAAAGUAAAUGGAAUUUCUAUUUGAAACGCACAUGAUGCUCUCAAUGCAAAGACGUAAUAAAAGGAAUAAACACAUAAAUGCAAACUA